CUUCAAUUGAUGCUAUAAAGCUCAACUCGAAUUCUUGCCACUAGUGGACUGUGCUUCAACUUGGCUUCAGCUUGGUUUCAAAGUGCUGUGGAAUACGCUUUAAAUGCUUCUUGGGCUACAGUACUGCCAAAAACAGAAGCAGACCAACAACAGCAAAAACAAAAACAAAAAAAAGGCGAUUUCGUUGACCCAAAAUGUCGGAGCUGAGCCCAACUGGAUAUAGUUGGUUGGCGCUGGCCUAGAAAAUGUCAACAUCGUGAAUCAUGUGCUCUACGCAUUGAGGUGGAGACACACACACACAGAUCGUUACACAACACAGCAGAACAGAGAACAGAGAACAGAACAGAGAGCAAAACAGACAGCAGAACAGAACAGAACAGAACGAACACUAUUACACUAUACAACACGGUGCGAACUGUACAAUGGUCAUCCAGUGCACAUGCGAUUGCAAUUGCAGUGAUAGAGAGAACCGCAGCUCCUGUUUGCCACGCCUUACGCUGCGACUACGUGCCACGCCCCUGGAUGCUGGCAAUGAUAUGGAGCAUCGUUUGUCCUACUAUCGCCGGCUAUCGAAUACCUCAUCAGCGCUCUACGGCAGCUGUCCCCAAUUGCUGCCCGUUGGCCAAACGUGCCAUAGCCACAGCCAGAAUCAGAAUCAGAGUCAGAGUCAGAGUCAGAGUCAGAGUCAGCUGCAGAAUCUGAGUCGCAGCCUGGAGCAAGAGCAGGAGCAGGACAGGGAGCGUGAGCUUAGGCCAUAUUCGAGUCUGGUGCGCACCAAGCACAGAAGCUCCGUGCUGUGCAACAAAUGCGCGCUGUGACGAAGAUACAACCUAAGCUGUGAGCAUCCCGAGUCGCAACAACCGCAACUGCAUCCACAUCCGCAACAAGGCCGCAACAAGCCAGCGCCAGCAAAAGAGACAGCCGCAGCUGCAGCUGCAGUCAACGGCCCAGAGGCUCGGCAGGAGGCAGCCGCCACGCUCAGCACACCACGAUAUUUGUGUGCCGAGUGCCGAUUUAACAACCAGCCGCUGGCCUGGUGGGUCUCAUGUCCGCGUCUCUCCAAUCUGCCCGCUGAACAGCCUCAAAUGCCAACGCCAGCAAUGCCGUCACAGCCAGCAACAGCUCAGUCACAGGCCCAGGGCCAGGCACAGGCACAGGCACAGUCCCAGGGCCAGGCCCAGACCCAUCAUUGCCAUGCCCCGAAUCCGGCCCGCUUUCCACUGCAGCCAGGCAACGCCAAGCGGCAUUGUGACAAUUUUGGCAGUUAUGCAACAUUGCCCAGCAUCGAGCAGCAGCUCCAUCAUGCGCCCAGCUAUGGGAAUGUGGCCUGCAGUCGACAUUGCGCGACCUCCUCAAUGCCGCCGCAACCGGAGCCGCCGCCACCGGCCUCCAGCCUGCGCUGGUAUGCGCCGGACGGUGCCAAUCCCAAUGCCAACCUGAAUCCCAAUCCCAAUCCCAGUUUGAAUGCUUGUUGUUACGUUUACAAUCCGACGCCCCACUACGCCCCCGAGCUCUGCGUUUGCGAUAAUUGGUAUCACCAGCACCAACAGCAGCAGCAGCAGCAGCAGCAGCAGCAGCACAGAGGCAUCCCGCCGCCUCCUAAGCCACUUAUGCCCAACGGCGGCUGCUACUUGGGCUUUGACACUGCCCACCAUCCCAGCCACAUCACCGACGAGGAGGACUCGGCGUUUCCGGCACUCGCCGAUCGUGAGUUCCAUUUGCUGCAUCGCAACAUCCCAGCGCUGCGUCGCACGGGUGUGGACACAACACGCAUACGACAGUACUUCUACCCGGACGGCGGCUGGGGCUGGAUCAUCUGUGGCGUCUCCUUUCUGGUGCACAUUCUCACCACGGGCCUCCAGCUCAGCUAUGGCCUGUUGCUGUUCUACGCCGUGCAGCAUUUGCAUAACACAGGUGGCAUAGAGCUCUUGGGCGCUCUGAGCUGGUCCAUCUCGAUGCUGGCCAUACCGUUUGUGGUCUCUCUGUGCCGGAAACGCUCCAUACGUCUGCUCUCGAUUGUGGGGGGCCUUGUGAUGCCGCUGGGCAUUCUGUUCACAUCAUUUGCCACGGAAUUCGGUCAGGUUGUUUUUAGCUAUGGCAUCGUCUUUGGCAUUGGCGUUUCCAUGGUGCGUGAAGCCUCCACCGUGAUGCUGGGCAAUUACUUUAAGCGUCGCCGGCAAUUCGUCGAAAUGGUGGCCAUGUCCGGCGAGGGCGUUGGCAUCGCUUUGUUCUCCGUCAUCCUGAAGGAGGGCGUGGGCAAGGCCGGCUGGCGCCUGGGACUGCAAAUCGUUGCCGCACUCACGGCGCUCAGCUUUUUCAUGGGCCUCAUGUAUCGACCGGCUUCCCUAUACCAUCCGCAACGCCGUGCCAUUCAACAUCUCAAAAAUCAACGCAAAAAGCUGCGCGAGAAGAAGCCCAAACUGACGCAGGAAGUGGAGUCACCCACUAAAUACUUAUUCCUGGACAUAUCAUCAUUGAAAUCGGCGACAGUUAAGAUCCUAUUGAUGACUUCCAGUGUGGCUGCCUUUGGCAUCUAUACGCCCAUGUUCCUGAUGGCCCUCAAUGCUGCCAAGGAGGGCUCCGAUGUGCAGGAGCUGGUGCUGCUGCAAACCUUUCUGGGCAUCUCCAUGGCCCUGGGCGUUGUGCUGGCCGGCGCUCUGCUGCGUCGCUGCUUUGUCAUACGACAAUUUGUGAUCAAUACCAAAAUUGUUGCGCAGCUGUUUAUAUCCAUUGUGGCGCUGGCCAUACUAUUCCUAUCCUUUGUCAUGGGCUACAAAGGACUCUGCAUACUCAGCUGGCUGUACGGCAUCGGGCUGGGUGGCUUUCAGUACUCGCUGAAGAUUUUGGCACUGGAGCGCAUCAAGCUGAAGCACUUCUCAAAGGCCUGGGGCUUCAUACGGGGCGUCGAGUCGGUGCCCGUGCUGAUUAGUGUGCCCCUCACCUCGUUUCUCAAUGACUAUUCGCUGAAGUAUGGACGAGCUGGCUAUUAUAUAUGCUCUGCGGCGGCUGCUAUCUCGGGCAUCAUCAUCUUCUUCAUUAGCGAGUCGCAGGACCAGCAGCAUCAGCAGCGCGGCAAUCUCAAUGGGCAUCUGCCGACGCCGAUGCUGAUGCGGCACUCCUCGGCGCGCCACCAUCGGCCGAACCUGCACUUGGAUUAUGGCUAUGGCGAAUAUCCCGCUCCCGAUUUGCUCAGCCGUAGCUGCAUUAGUUUGAAUCAAAUGGAGCCUUAUCUGCAGGCCAGCAAUCCCCACUAUUGUCAACGUCACAUGCUGCAACAGCCGCUUGCCACGCCCACGCCCACGCCACAUCAUCAUCAUCUGCCUGUCCAGCAUAUGCAUUCGCAUUUACAUCAGCAUCCCCAUCCCCAUCCGCAUCCGCAUCAGCAUCAGCACUCACACCAGCAUCCACAGCCGCAUUCACAUCCGCAUCCGCAUCCGCAUCCUCAUCCCCAGCAGUUGGGCUGCCACAAUCUGGACAUGCAGCCGGCCCGCCUGCCCUAUCAGCUGGGCCAGGGCAGCAUCGGCGCCAAGAUGGGCAAGCGACUGCAGCGCAGCCUCUCCUUCAUCCAGCAGCACAACUGCUGCGACGGCCAGAUGUACUGCAGCUGGCACAGCACCUACGAGCUCGGCUGUCGCAGGUCGCCCAAAUCUCAGGACAGGCAGCCACUCAUAUGUACUUGCAGUCCCAACUCGACCACGUAUGGAGGAGGAGGCGGCGUCGGCGGCGGCAGUUCGGCACGCAGUCGCAGCGUGCCAGAGGGCCUAUCGACCAUGUCGCAGCAGUGUAACUGCCGUCAUGGGGCCGGCCUGGCAGCUGGGGCUGGGCCAUCCCGUGAGUUUAUCUACGUGCCGCACGCCUACGCCUCAUUGCAGCGAACGCCACAUCGACAGAGUCGCCAUGCCGGAACAGGAGCAGGAGCAGGAGCUGGCAGCAGCUGUCAGGCAUCCAGAAGCAAUCCGCAAUGCCGGCUGAAGCGUUCUCAAUCGCUAAGUCGUCCCGUUCAUUUCGUAGAGCAAAUCACCACCUCCGUCUAGGAGCGGGCGGGCUGACUUAGAGUUAUUUUGUAGUGUACUCCAGUUACGUGAAUCGAAUUCCGAAUUGUCACUUCUUUCUAGUCUUUUGUCGUAGUUAGUAGCACGUGCUAAAAUCCAAGUCGAAAAAUCCCACAAAGAAAAAAGAAAAACACAAACAACAAAAAACAAAAUAAAAGUCGCAACUUGAUGAAUUUUCUAAAAACUCUAAACCUAUUAUGAUAUACAAUACUAUUCUGUGCGGUUUCAGCGCAUUGAAUUUGUCGAUUUCUAAAACAUAAACUAAGAUUAAUAAAACUCACACACACACACACCUACACAAACUCUCUCACACUAACACAC
This is a messenger RNA of Drosophila arizonae, 4373 nucleotides long. RefSeq lists its product as uncharacterized. Gene Ontology annotation, molecular function: transmembrane transporter activity. Lineage: Eukaryota; Metazoa; Arthropoda; Insecta; Diptera; Drosophilidae. The record is from RefSeq and is a predicted model, not a curated record. Gene Ontology annotation, biological process: transmembrane transport.